Molecule: messenger RNA, 2035 nt
Organism: Prosopis cineraria
Lineage: Eukaryota; Viridiplantae; Streptophyta; Magnoliopsida; Fabales; Fabaceae
Product: phenylacetaldehyde reductase-like
Exons: 6
Coding region: 843-1844 (333 amino acids)
Molecular function (GO): oxidoreductase activity, acting on the CH-OH group of donors, NAD or NADP as acceptor
Source: RefSeq, a predicted model, not a curated record
AAGUUAUACAUCGGUCAUCUCCCUCUCUCCUGAUAUGCUGCUCAUCAUUCCUGCUGCGCCAUCAUCUCCGCCGUUCCUACCGUGCCUCCGUCUUUGUCUCAUCAGACCUAGAUCAAGAUCUCGUCUCUGACACUUCAGAUCCAAAUCUAGAUCACGUCUCCGGCACUGCUCGUGCACAUAUCUAGAUUGCAUCUCCAUCCCUUCAAAUCCCUAUUCAGAUUGAGUAUUCAGCCUUGCUCGUGUAGAUAUCCAAAUUGUGUGGCAGAAGGAGAGGUAGACAUGGAGCCGUCCUUUAUGGGGACAAAGAUGGAGGGAGUUGGAGUAUGAUGUCGCAAAUAUGCUCGGAUUUGUUCAUCGCAUAUGAUGUUAGCUUCUCUACUAGAGACACAGACGCAUGGUGUUUGUUCAUGUGUUAGCUAAUUAGCUUCUUAAUAGAGAAAGAGAUGGAGCAAGAGUGGGCUGACGUGCUCAAGUUGAUGAGUUUAGAUAGGGUGGAAGGAAGAAAAAGAUGAUAUUUGUGUCUUUUAGCAAUUUUUUUUAUUUAAUCUCAGCCUUAUUUUUUUUUAAAUCUCAUAUCAUAUCAAGCAUUAUUUUAAAAUUUAUUCUCAAUCUCAAUUCCAUUCUCAUUCCCAUAAAAUGUAAUAUCUUAUACCAAACAAGGCAUAACUUAUGAUUGGAAAUCUAAUAGCAAUCCGCCGGCUCCAAUAUUGGCCGUCAAAAUUGACAACUGCAAACGGCAACUAAACCAAAUUAAACGCUGAUUGUGGGGCUGACCACUGACAAUAUAUAGCAGUUUCAUUCCUUCAAUCUUCAUCUCCAAAAUUGAUUCCACAAGCAAAAGAAUGGGAAGCAACGGAGAAGAAUCAUCAGGAAAAGGGAAGGUGGUGUGCGUGACAGGAGCUUCUGGGUUCAUUGCUUCAUGGCUCGUCAAGCUUCUUCUUCUUCGUGGCUAUUCUGUCAGAGCCACUGUUCGUGACCCAGAUGAUCCAAGCAAGACAGAGCACUUACUGAAACUUGAAGGAGCAAAGGAGAGAUUGAAUCUGAUAAAAGCAAAUCUGUUGGAAGAAGGUUCCUUUGAUUCUGCUGUUGAGGGCUGUCAUGGUGUCUUCCACACUGCUUCCCCUGUUCUCCUUGGCGUCAAUGACCCACAGACUGAACUUAUUGAGCCAGCAGUCAAGGGAACUCUAAAUGUUCUCAAAUCAUGCACAAAGUCACCAUCAGUGAAACGAGUUGUUUUAACCUCUUCCAUGGCUGCAGUUUUAUGCAAUGAAAAGCCUUUAACUCCUGAUGUUAUGGUUGAUGAGACAUGGUUUUCUGAUCCAGAUAUCUGCAAGGAAUAUGGGGAAUGGGCAGGUUAUCUACUUUCAAAGACUUUAGCAGAAGAAGCUGCUUGGAAAUUUGCAAAAGAAAACAACAUCGAUUUGGUUACUAUCAAUCCACCAUAUGUCAUAGGACCUCUCUUGCAGCCAACACUCAACAUAUCUACCACUACUAUUUCAAUUCUAUUCAAUGGUGCACACACAUUUCCAAAUCAGAGUUCACCAUGGGUCAAUGUGAAGGAUGUUGCAAAUGCUCACAUUCAAGCGUUUGAAAUUCCUUCGGCUAACGGAAGAUAUUGUCUAGCUGAGUCAGUAAAACAUUACUCAGAGGUUAUAAAGAUUUUACAUGAAUUAUACCCGACAUUACAACUUCCCCACAAGUGCGCUGAUGAUAAAUCCUUCAACCCAACAUUUCAAAUUUCCAAGGAAAAAGCAAAGACAUUGGGAAUUGAGUUCAUUCCAUUUCAAGUGAGUAUGAUAGAGGUUGUGGAAAGUUUGAAAGAGAAGAAAUUUAUUGACUUUUAAAUAUUGUGAUGUAGCCAAGUCAUAAAAUCUUUUUAGAAUAAAUAUUAAUAAUCAUUAUCAUGUGAUGUUAUUUAAAAAAAUGCAGUUUUUGGUUUAAACCAAUUUAUAUUGUAAUAAUGUAAACAUGUUUUUUUUUUUCUGUAUAAAGAUGCUCCAACUCCUAAUUAAUUUAAGGUCCAUUUGAUGGUUUU